UAUAAAAAAUUUGAUGUGAUGUUUUUGGAAAUUUUUUUUGAAAACUAAACAAUCCUUCAUCGAAUCCACGCCAACUGACAUAACUUCCGUUUUCUCGGAAAAACCCCACGGCGUCGUCUUGCCCCGAGCGCGCCGAAGCCAAACUCACCGCCGGCCGGCCGGCCGGACGGAAAAUGGCGCCCCGCUCGCCGCUCCUCCUGCCCCUCCUCCUCGCCCUCGAGCUUCUCGUCCUCCCGCUCCCCACUCCCCCCCACUGCUGCUCCGCGGCCCCCCACGUCUCGCCGUCACCGUCGCCGGAGGCGGAGGCGGUAACGGCAACGGCAGCCACGCGCACGCCGCUCGUCCCGGCGCUCUUCGUGAUCGGGGACUCCACGGCCGACGUCGGCACCAACAACUACCUCGGCACGCUCGCCCGCGCCGACCGCGAGCCGUACGGCCGCGACUUCGACACCCGCCGCCCCACGGGGCGUUUCUCCAACGGCCGCAUCCCCGUCGACUACAUCGCAGAGAAGCUGGGGCUCCCUUUUGUGCCUCCAUACCUUGAACAGAACAUGCGCAUGGGCGUCGGCAGUGUUGACCUCAGCAACAUUGAUGGGAUGAUACAAGGUGUCAACUAUGCAUCUGCCGCAGCUGGAAUUCUCUCAAGCAGUGGCUCUGAGCUGGGAAUGCAUGUUUCACUGAGCCAGCAGGUGCAGCAGGUUGAGGACACAUAUGAGCAGCUGGCUCUGGCUCUCGGGGAGGAAGCAACAACUGAUCUAUUCAGAAAGUCUGUGUUCUUUUUGUCAAUCGGGAGCAACGACUUUAUCCACUACUACCUGCGCAAUGUGUCUGGCAUCCAGAUACGUUACCUCCCAUGGGAGUUCAACCAGCUCCUUGUCAAUGCAAUGAGGCAGGAAAUCAAGAAUUUGUACAAUAUCAAUGUGCGGAAGGUCGUCAUGAUGGGCCUCCCUCCUGUUGGCUGUGCACCUCACUUUCUCUGGGAGUACGGCAGUCAAGAUGGGGAAUGCAUCGAUUAUAUCAACAAUGUUGUGAUUCAGUUCAACUAUGCCCUGAGAUACAUGUCUAGUGAGUUCACUCGCCAGCACCCAGGCUCUAUGAUCAGUUAUUGUGAUACUUUUGAGGGGUCUGUGGACAUACUAAACAAUCGUGACCGCUACGGUUUCCUGACCACCACUGAUGCUUGCUGUGGGCUGGGAAAGUAUGGAGGCCUAUUCAUGUGUGUGCUUCCACAGAUGGCGUGCAGUGACGCGUCGAGCCAUGUCUGGUGGGACGAAUUCCACCCCACAGAUUCUGUGAACCGAAUACUGGCAGAUAAUGUGUGGUCUGGUGAGCAUACCCAGAUGUGCUAUCCUAUGGAUUUGCAGGAGAUGGUAAAACUGAAGUAGACCCAACCUGAAUCUCCAUUGUAGCUAGUUGCACAGCUUUCAUAUACUUUGACAAAGAACCUAUACGGCGGCACACAGAAAUGUAUAUCUUGAGAACUACAAAUAUUUGUACAUAUAGGUUUGUGCCAAAAAAAAAAAAGAACGGUCUUAUCAUGUUUGUUCAUAUAUUUGCACUGUAAAGGAUCUGUAUGGCCAAACUGGAACAGGCGCUUGGUAGGUAAACGUAAAGCAUUGUUCAGUUCUCA
Molecule: messenger RNA, 1630 nt
Organism: Oryza brachyantha (malo sina)
Lineage: Eukaryota; Viridiplantae; Streptophyta; Magnoliopsida; Poales; Poaceae
Product: GDSL esterase/lipase 7
Exons: 5
Coding region: 174-1385 (403 amino acids)
Molecular function (GO): hydrolase activity, acting on ester bonds
Source: RefSeq, a predicted model, not a curated record